AUCCACAUGUGAUAGAACAAAAAACGAAUAUUUAUUCAAGAACAUAGAUAACAAAAUAAUCAUAGAUAAAUAAUAAUAACAAUUAGAUGUUCAUUUUUGUGCGGGCCGGGGAAAGCCCAUCCUAGCAAAUUACAUUUAUUAGUUUUUAAUUUUUUAGUGCAACUACUUUUCUGAAUUCUUGUUAGUGCCGUUAAUGGUUACUGUCUUAGUGUCUCUCUAGUGUCUUGUAUUGCCUCUGUUACUUUGCUAAUUUGGUGUUGUCUUUUAACAGUCAUUACUUUAAUCAAAUAUCACUAAAAGAAUAGAUAAUUAUUGAAGAUGGAGGAAGUUUUACAGAAGUUUUUAUUUGAUGACAUUGAGCCUAGUGCUGUUAAAAGUGAUUCAUAUAAAGUAAUCCAACAUUUUUCAAGAAUAACUAAUACUGUUGAAAAAUUAAAUUUCGCACUCGAAAUAAUAUCGGACUAUUAUGAUUCUAUUGUAACGAGAUAUACCAAUGAUUACAAAAAUAACAAGCAGUCUUCAGAUCUGAGGAUUAAAGGAAACGAAUUGUUUCUUUCAAAGAAAUAUGAAGAAGCUUUAGAAAUGUAUACCUACAGCAUUGCUCAUGCAGAAGAUAAAUCAGAGAAUUUAGGAUUAGCAUAUGCAAACAGAUCUGCGGUUUUAUUUAGGCUUGGAUUUUAUGGAGAAUGCGAGAAGGAUAUUGAAAAAGCUUUCGAAAAUAAUUAUCCAGAUGCCUUGAAACCCAAAAUAAAUGAAAGGAAAGAAAAAGCUCUGAGUCUUAAGGCCAAACAGAAAAACUUACAAUAUUAUCAACCAAUGCCGUCAAUUGAUGUCGAUGAUAGGAAUCCUCUCAUAGAGUGUGCCUCAAAUUGUGUUGAAAUAAAAAAUCAUUCAAAACUAGGCAGAUGCAUAGUUGCUGCAAGAGAUAUUAAAAUUGGUGAAGUAAUUGCUGUGGAAAGUCCAACUUUCAGUAAUUUGAUCGAUGCAAAGUGGUGCCAUUGUCAUCAUUGUUUCAACUUGUGUUACAAUCUGUUACCUUGCAUCUCUUGCACAAAAGCUUUGUUUUGUAGUUCAAGUUGCAAAAAUAAUUCUAUUACAUAUCACAAAUAUGAAUGUCCAAUUUUAGCCAUAAUUGAAAAUUUUCAUUCUAAUUCUCUUAUUCCUUUACAUAUAGCAAUAUCCAUGAGGGACUGUUAUAAAACUUUCGAGGCAGAAAUGAAAGAAUCUGAUAGUGUAUACAAAUCUGGAAGGUAUAAAGAAAUUCACAACUUGGUUACAACUGAAUUCAAAUAUAGUCACAAAGAACUAUUUGAAAUGGCUCUUAGAACAGCAAUUUAUUAUAAAAUACUUCGAGAUCGUACUUAUUUCUUUGAAAGUUGUGAGGAUUAUAAAGAGAAUUUUAUGAAGUUAAUAUUUAAACAUCUUCAAAAUAUGAACCGCCAUUUUCAUGAUAUAGGUGAACUUUGUCAGAAUUCCAACGGAACUUAUGAUGAUAUGAAAAUAGGUAUAGGUGCUUAUAAUUUUAUGAGCCUUUUCAAUCAUUCAAGUGAUCCAAAUGUCCACAGAACCUACUAUGGUAAAUCCAUUUGUAUGACAGCAAUUAAAACUAUCAAAAAAGGCAAACAACUUUUGGACAGUUUCUGUCAUAAUUAUUCUCGUUAUCCAAAAUCAGUGCGCCAAUCUGUACUCAAAAAUUGCCAUUGCCUAGCAUGUGAGAACAACUGGGAAACUUGCAACGAGUGGAAACUAACUAGCGAUGAAUUUAAAAUCAUAUCACCUAUCUUAAAUGCUGCUGAGGCUGUUGGUCGAGGAAAUUUGGAAAUUGCAAGAAAAAUCCGGCCUCAUGUUAUAGAAGUCCUAAAAAAAAAUGAAAAAAACCCAAAAGAAAUAGCGCCUCAUCUUUUACAAUAUCUACGUUGUCUAAUGAUUAGGUGUGAUAUAAUUUUUGGAAAUAUGAGGAGGUCCCUGGCUUAACUUGUAGAUUUUUGUUUUAUUUUUUGUUACUAUUUUUGUUACGUUUAUCCUUUGUUUUUUAUUGAGUUUUUUUCAACUUCUAUUUUCAAUUAAUGUUUCUUUUUCAACUUUGCAUUUUUCUUGACUUGUUUACUAUGAAUAAAUAAAAUAAUGUGUACUAUUAUCUUCAAUGUAAUGAAUUCACAGAUAACAGAAUGAAUUAUAUAUGUCUAAAUGUUAUCAACAUUUCUUUGUUGAA
This is a messenger RNA of Harmonia axyridis, 2212 nucleotides long. Its product is annotated as SET and MYND domain-containing protein 4-like. Gene Ontology annotation, molecular function: protein binding. The transcript is spliced from 3 exons. The coding region runs from base 319 to 1974 and encodes 551 amino acids. The record is from RefSeq and is a predicted model, not a curated record. NCBI's taxonomy places the organism in Eukaryota, Metazoa, Arthropoda, Insecta, Coleoptera, Coccinellidae.